CACAGCUUUUCGAAAUUAGUUCUAGUGAGUCUGUGAAAGUGUGAGCGACUGCGAGGCGCGAUCAAUUGGCAAACAACCGCAAGCGGAUCAACUGCUCCACACGCCACGCCGAAUACCGAGUACCAUCGAAUAUCGCCGAAUUUAAAAAGCGGACUACACACGAGUAUACACGCUACCCACAAGCGACAGCAACCAGAGCAACAACACAAACACAUCACGUGCAACAUGUCGCAUCAGUGCAGCUGCGGUCGCGACCUCAACAACAACUACGUCUCCUACACGAACGCCUACGCCAAUGCGAAUGCCUCCUUGGACCGCGAGGCGGCCACCAGCGGCAAGUCCGGCGGUCCGCCGCGCGCCCAGCUGACGGCCAAGGUGAUGUUCGGGACGGUGGGCGCCAUCAAGGAGCUGCGCGACAAGGAGCAGCAGCAGCAGCAGCGGCAGGCGACACGAGCGGGCGAGAGGCGCAACUGAGUGAGGGGCGGGGCGGUCCAAGGGGCGGGGCGGGACGAACGGCCGCUGGAGCGGUCGAGUGCUGUGCUGUGGGUUGUCGGCGGGGGAUCUCUGGCUGAUCGGAAGGAGGAUGACACGGAGAUUUGGAUUGAGCAUAAAGAAUUCGCGGAACACCAAACUGA
This is a messenger RNA of Drosophila takahashii, 635 nucleotides long. RefSeq lists its product as uncharacterized. Lineage: Eukaryota; Metazoa; Arthropoda; Insecta; Diptera; Drosophilidae. The record is from RefSeq and is a predicted model, not a curated record.